Molecule: messenger RNA, 1500 nt
Organism: Knipowitschia caucasica
Lineage: Eukaryota; Metazoa; Chordata; Actinopteri; Gobiiformes; Gobiidae
Source: the annotation of a GenBank genome assembly
AUGGGGGUGGGGGGGGGGGGGUUGGGGGGUGGGUUAGGUGUUGGUUGUGUGUGUUGGUGUGGGGUGAGGGGGGUGUGGGGGGGGGGGAGUGUUGGGGGGUUGGGGGGGGUUGGGUGGUGGUUUGGGGGUUGGGGGGAGUGGGGUGGUUGGGGGGUUAGGGGGGGUUAUUGGGUGUGUGUUGUGGGGGGGUGUGGGGUUUAUGUUGGUGGGUGGGGUAUGGGUAGGGGGGUGGGUGUGGUGGUGGGGGGGGGGGGGUUGUGUAUUGUUUGUGUGGGGUUGUUUGGGUGGGUUUGGGUGGGUUUGUGUUUUGGGGGUGUGUUUGGGUUGUUUGUUUUGUUGGGGGGGAUUGUUUGGUGGGGUGUUGGUGUGUUGGGGUGUUUUGUGGUGUGGGGGGGGGUGGUGGUUAAUGGGUGGGGUGUGGGUGGGGGUGUGGUGGGGGGGUGGGGGUGGGUGGGGGUGUGUUGUGUGUGGGGGUUGUGGUGGGGGUUGAGUUUGGGUUGGUGUUGGGGGGGGGGGUGGAGGGGGGGUGGGGGGGGGUGGGUGGGGUGGGGGGGGGGGUUUGGUGUUGGUGGGUGUGUAUGUGGGGUGGGUGGGGGUUGGUGGUGUUGGUGUGUGGGGUUUGGGUGUUGGGUGGUGUGGUUGAGGUGUGGUGGGUGUUUGGUUAGGGGUUGGGUGUUUGGAGUGGGGGGGGGGGUUGGUGUGUGGGGUGGUGAUGGGGAAUGUGGGGGGUGGGUUGUGGAUGUUUGUGGGGUAUGGGGGUGGGGGUUGGUUUUGGUGGGGUGGUGGGGGGUGUGGGGGUUGAGUUGGUUUGGGGGGGUUGUUAGGUUGAUGGGUUGUGUGGGUUGUUUAUUGGUGGUGGGUGGGGGGGGUGGGGGGGGGGGGGGUUGGGGUGGGGUUGUGGUUUUGGGUGGGUGUGGUUGGGUGUGGGGUUGUUGGUGUUUGUGUAUUGUGGGGUAUGUUUUGAGGGUUGGUGGGGGGGGGGUUUGUUUGUUUGUUUGUUUUUUUUUUGUGGUUUGUGUGGGGGUGGGGGUUUGGUGGGGGUGGGGUUUGUGGUUGUUGUUUUUUUUGUUGGGGGGGGUUGUGUGGUGGGGGUGUUAUGGUUGGUGUGUUGGGGGGUGUGGUUGUGUUUUGAUUUUGGUGUGUUGGUGGGGGGUUUUUUUGUUAUUGGUUGUUGUUGUUGUGGUGUGUGUGGUGGUUUUGUGGGGUAUUGGUGGUGGGGGGUGGGGUGUUGGGGUUGGGGGGGGGGUGUGGGGGGGGGUGGGGUGGGGGUGUUUGGUGGGUGGAGGUGGGGGGGGGGGGGUUGUUGUGUUGUUUGGGGUUGGUGUGGGUUGUGUUGGGUUGUGGUUUGUUUGGGGGGUGUUUGUUAGGGGGGGGGGGGUUUUGGGUUGGGUGGUUUGGGGGGGGGGGGGGGGGGGGGGUGGGGGGGUUGUUGAUUGUUGGUGUUUGGGGGUUGGGUUGGGUGUGGUGUUUUGUUAUGGGUUUAGGGUGUUUAUUUUGUAG